Gossypium raimondii (Peruvian cotton) is the source of this 2319-nucleotide messenger RNA. RefSeq names its product protein MODIFIER OF SNC1 11. Lineage: Eukaryota; Viridiplantae; Streptophyta; Magnoliopsida; Malvales; Malvaceae. Gene Ontology annotation, cellular component: nucleus. The transcript has 6 exons. Gene Ontology annotation, biological process: poly(A)+ mRNA export from nucleus. The record is from RefSeq and is a predicted model, not a curated record. The coding region runs from base 189 to 830 and encodes 213 amino acids.
AAAAAAAAUGAAAAUCUAAUCUGUACAAACCGAAUUUAGCUAGGCCAGCAGCUCUCAUAAGGGAAAAUUUCGCAACGCUUUCCCAUUUAUCGCAAAGGAAAAGAUACGGCGAGCCUCUUCCUCGGCCCUUCUAUAUUCUUUCACGUAACCCUACUUACCUACCAACCGGCCAACAACCAACCAAUCCGAUGGCAACCACCACCCAGAAACCCGUCGCCGCCGCAACCUCCACCCCCACCCCCACGACUCCUGCAUCCGUCACUCUCGCCGCCAUUUUAUCUGCAGAACCAAACCCUAAGAAGAUCGUGUCAUCCUCCUCGGAUAAGUCUGAUCCUCCUAACGCUGAGGGAUCUCUGAAGGAGAGUGGGGGUUCGAAGACCACCGGGACUACUGUGGGCUCGGUCGUCGGGGAUGAAAGCGGUCCCGUUAACGAUAUCCAGAAGAAGAUUCGCCGAGCUGAGCGGUUCGGCGUACCUGUACAGUUGUCCGAGCAAGAGAAGCGUAAUUCUAGGGCCGAGAGGUUUGGCACUGCACCCAGCCCAAAGGGAUCAGAAGCAUCGAAGCAAUCAGAGGAGGUGAAGAGGAAGGCUAGAGCUGAGAGGUUUGGGCUUGCUGUACCCUCUACAACUGUUGAUGAGGAAGAGAAAAGGAAAGCUCGUCUUGCCCGAUUUUCACCAUAUUCCAAACCUGACACCAUUGAAGGAGAAAAAAGAAAAGCAAGGGCAAUCAGGUUUUCGGAUCCCCUGUCAACUUCUUUAGCACAGGUAAAUCACAAGGGGACUAUUGAACCAGAGGCUCCUGUUGCUGGAAAGGCUGCUGGAGGACUCUAAAUAGAAAUUACCAUAGUUAGAAGGUCUAGUGUCCUAACAGCUUGUGAUUUGCUCAGCAGCUUCCUUACAAUGUUUUAUUUCUAACAUCAAAAUUUAAGCUGCAAUACUCCAUCUCCAGAUGAAUUUCUAAAGAAUUGGCAAUGUUCUUUUGGCAGUUUGGAAGGUGUUUUACAGUGUCUAUUCAUUUGGUGAGGCCUAUUGGAAUCAACAACCACCUGGAGUGUUAACCUCUCUUAAAUCCUACAAAAAGCAUUAGAAAUUCUGGAGUAAUGGCUAUAAAUUUUCUACUUUCCCGGUUAGAUAAUUUAGUUGAGAAAGUAUGGGGGUGGUUAUUAGAUUCAUCCUAACAAUCAAUGAGUUUGUUUAUUUGCUGUUGUAACAAUUGGGCAGCAUCUUAUACUGUUUUAAGUUGCAUAAUAUGAUCAAGUGUGAGACAGCAGUAGUAUUCAAAAUUGAGUCCGACAUCCAUUUCCAUAGUUAAAAUAGCAAAUGGCUUCUUAGGAAUUCUUGAGCUCUGUUUCUCAUUUCCUAAUCUCUAGAUGAAAAGGUAUUUGCAUCUUUUUUUCUGCUUUUCAUAUGUUGGACAAUUGAUGAACUUAGAUGCCUUCAAGCAAACAUGGAUAACUUGUUUUCUGCAUUUAGAUUAAAAAGUUAUUAGAAAGGCUGUAGUGUGGGAGUUUAUCAGGAGGCUUAUCUAUAGACAAAUUAGAUUGUUAUUGUUCAUUUGGUCUGUCAUCUUCUUGUUUUUGUUCCUUCUAGAAUAGACUUGACCCAGUUUUGUAAAAAGAAAUGAAAAAGCAAUUUUCAGGUAUGUGCAUGAGCAUGCAUGUUAAUUCACGCGAUGGUUGCAGGACUGCAUGCAUUUGGUUGCUCUGUGAUGAGACUGCUGGCUGAAAUGGCAUUAGUUCAACUUAGCUAGUAUCUUCCCAAUAUAAAUUGUCCAUGCAAUGUUGUUAGGAUAUUUUACAAGUGCUGUUCACAGCAUGAUCAUUAGAGAAAUGAUGAAAAUUGGGAAUGGUUUGAUAAUAUGAAGAUUGCUUUUGUGGGUAAUAUUUUCAAUAGAUGAUGAGCUUUAUGGGAUCCAUAAGUGAAAAACUCACUGAGCUUGUUACUUGAGGAUCUCAGGAUCAGUGAUUAGUAUUUGAGAUAAGUGAACACUCCCCUUUAAGGUGAUUGCUAGCUUCCGUAGGUCUCACCAGGUGAAUGAAUUUGGGUAAUCUCUACAAGGUAAUUUGUGGUGGAAGUGAAUGCCGUUCAAUGUUCACUCGUGUAAUAUUUUGUUUUUAUUAAAAUAACUAGCUUCUUUGUGGUUGGAUAUGUUUGCAUGGAAGGCCGGAUAAACAUGAUUGGUUCCUUCUAUAUGUUGAUAAUAUUUUAGUUAAUUUUACUUCCUAGUCAAAGUUGGUGUAAAACUGUAAAUGGGAAUUCAUCUAAAUCUUGUAUUGGGUUCUAAGGUAUCAAAACAACUUUUUUCUUCUUCUUAGGAUCA